UCCAUGCCUUUGACUGGCACGCGCCCAGAAGCCCUGGUUCUUGCCUCUCCGGCGCGUUCUGAUUGGCUGCGGGGCGACUCCUGCUUGUCCUUUCUCCACCCUCAUUGGCCGAGAGUCCCAGCCAGCGGUACUUCAAAGCGGGCGCUCCCGGCACUUAGGCUGAGUUUAGCGGUCCGGAGCCAGGAGAGCGUGCGCUUGGUGCCAGGCGGAGGACGGAGGACGGAAGAGGAGGAGGAGGCGGAGGCGGGAAGCCGGAGGGAACCCGCGCACGCUCCCGCGCCCAGGCAGAGAGAGAGAGAGACUGAGACGGAGAGAGAGAGAGGCUCCCUUCCGAUCCCCGCGCCCCGCCAAGGGACCUGGCUAUGGCUACGUCUAUACUCGGGGAAGAGCCACGAUUCGGGACGACUCCUCUGGCCAUGCUGGCCGCCACCUGCAACAAGAUCGGCAACACCAGCCCGCUGACCACGCUGCCGGAGUCGAGCGCCUUCGCCAAGGGCAGCUUCCACCCGUGGAAGCGCUCGGGCUCCAGCUGCAACCUGGGCUCCAGCCUGUCGGGCUUCGCGGUGGCCUCGAGCCGCGGGGCGGGCGCCUUGGGCGGCGGGGCGGGCGGGGGCGGCGGCGGGGGCGGCGGGGCCAACAGCAGCGCCUUCUGCCUGGCCUCCGCCUCGCCGCCCUCCUCCUCCUCGGCCUUCAGCAGCGACUACAGCGGGCUCUUCUCCAACGCGGCGGCGGCGGGCGGGAUGUCUCCGCAGGACGUGCCCGGCGGGCAGUCGGCCUUCAUCUCCAAGGUGCACAGCUCGGCGGCGGAGGGGCUGUACCCGCGCGUGGGCAUGGCGCACCCCUACGAGUCUUGGUACAAGUCGGGCUUCCACUCCACGCUCUCGGCGGCGGCCGGGGAGGUGGCCAACGGGGCGGCCUCCUCCUGGUGGGACGUGCACGCCAACCCGGGCUCCUGGCUGGAGGUGCAGAACCCCUCCUCGGCGGCCGGCGGGCUGCACUCGGCCGCCCCGCAGGCCGCGCUCCACUCCCAGCUGGGCGCCUACAACGCCGCCGACUUCGGAUCGCUCACGCACUCGGCUUUCAGCCCCACGGCGCUGCUCUCCACCGGGCAGCACCUGCUGGCCGCGCAGGAGGGCUUCAAGCCCGUCCUGCCCGCCUCGGCCUACUCGGACUCCAGCGCCGCCGUCAGCGCCAUGAUCUCCGGGGCGGCGGCGGCAGCGGCGGCCGCGGCGGCGGUGGGGGGCGGCGGCGGGGGCUCGAGCUCGGCGGCGGCGCGCUCGGCGAGGCGCUACUCGGGGCGCGCCACCUGCGACUGCCCCAACUGCCAGGAGGCCGAGCGGCUGGGCCCGGCGGGGGCGAGCCUCCGCCGCAAGGGCCUGCACAGCUGCCACAUCCCGGGCUGCGGCAAGGUCUACGGCAAGACGUCGCACCUCAAGGCGCACCUACGCUGGCACACGGGCGAGCGGCCCUUCGUCUGCAACUGGCUCUUCUGCGGGAAGCGCUUCACCCGCUCCGACGAGCUCCAGCGGCACCUGCGGACUCACACGGGCGAGAAGCGCUUCGCCUGCCCGGUCUGCAACAAGCGCUUCAUGCGCAGCGACCACCUCAGCAAGCACAUCAAGACGCACAACGGCGGAGGGGGAGGCGGAAGCGGGAAGAAAGGCAGCGACAGCGACACGGACGCCAGCAACCUGGAGACGCCCCGCUCCGAGUCGCCCGACCUGCUGCUCCACGAGGCGAGGGGGAAGGACUCCACGGCCGGGCCCAACGACCCCUAGGCCGCCCAGCAAGAAAGCAGGACUCGGCGGAGGCGGCGAAGGCGGCACUGAGAAAAGUUUAGGCGGGAGGCCAAGCGCGCCAGGAAAAGGAGGAAAAGCC
This is a messenger RNA of Anolis sagrei ordinatus, 1878 nucleotides long. It is a transcript of the gene SP9, whose product is annotated as Sp9 transcription factor. Gene Ontology annotation, molecular function: DNA-binding transcription factor activity, RNA polymerase II-specific; RNA polymerase II cis-regulatory region sequence-specific DNA binding. Lineage: Eukaryota; Metazoa; Chordata; Lepidosauria; Squamata; Anolidae. Gene Ontology annotation, biological process: regulation of transcription by RNA polymerase II. The record is from RefSeq and is a predicted model, not a curated record.